Messenger RNA from Panicum virgatum (switchgrass), 1233 nucleotides. RefSeq lists its product as uncharacterized. Gene Ontology annotation, biological process: DNA repair; DNA damage checkpoint signaling. The coding region runs from base 88 to 999 and encodes 303 amino acids. Lineage: Eukaryota; Viridiplantae; Streptophyta; Magnoliopsida; Poales; Poaceae. The transcript is spliced from 7 exons. Gene Ontology annotation, cellular component: checkpoint clamp complex; nucleus. The record is from RefSeq and is a predicted model, not a curated record.
AGAAGUGAGAACCGAGCGGGAGGGCAGGCGACAAGCCGCGCGAAAAGCAAACUGGGACGGCGCGCCGCAACUCGGUCGGUGCCGGGGAUGAGCUCGUCGACGUCCGCCCGCGACGAUGACGCGCCGGACCUCGUGUGCCAGAUCGACUGCGUCCACGGCAUGGUCGACGCGCUCUCCUCCGUCCGCUGGAAGCGCCACCAGGACGCGGUGAUGGAGCUGUCGGCGCACGGGAUCGUGCUCACCGUCGAGGAGAGCGGCUGCCUCCAGGCCAAGGUCUUCCUCAAGCGCGAGCUGUUCGUGGAGUACGAGUAUGCGGGGGAAGGGCGGGAGCGCUUCGGGCUUAGCUUGGGGCUCUUCGUCGACUGCCUCAACAUCUUCUCAGCACCGGGGCAUGCGUCCGCGGUCGAGAUCCGGUACCCUGGACCUGACAUGCAGCUUCUCCUCAAAUCAGUGGAUUCCCAAGAUGCAUGUCUAUAUGCAGAAAUCAGAACCCGAAUUCCAGAUACAAUCUCCUGGGAUUACAAUUUUGAGCAUGAGGGAAAUACUCCAGUCACCUUUACCGUUAAGUCUGCUGUCCUGAAAGAAGCGCUCGAUGAUCUUGAGUGGCCAGGUUCCAGCAUUCAGAUUCGAAUGCAACCAGAUCCUCCAACAGUUGUAUUCAAAGGUGAAGGUCAUGGUGACUUGCAGGUCGAAUUCCCCUAUUAUGCAAACACCGACCUUCUAAUUGUGUUCCAAUGUGACCGUGAAGUGUCAUACAGGUACAAAUACAAAUUUCUUCGAGCAACUACCUCGAAUAUCCCCAGUAGUGUCAUGAAGGAGAAUCGUAGGACUAAGGUCACAAUUGGGAGGGGAGGGAUGCUGAAAAUCCAACACCUGGUUUCACUUGCCAGGCCAGGUAUGCCAUACUUCCGUAAUAUUGGUGGAGGAACUGAACAGACAAGCCGAAUCGCUCAUAUAGAAUUCUUUGUGAAGCCAGAAGAAAAUGAUAAUGAUGCCUAGCAUUUGUAGAGUGUGUUAUUGGUCUGUAUCAUCUAGUAGAGCUAGUUUGUCGUCACAUUAAUUACUAAUUUCAGCUCUUGUUUGAGAAACACCUUGUUUGAGUGUGAGGUCUUAGUUUCUGAACUUGCUACUGUCAGACAGGCAUCCUGUUACUAGUCAUGUGAAUCCUGUUACAAUCAGACAUACAACAUGUUGUUCCGAAUCAUGUGAAUCACAAGUUUCUGUUUUUUGAUU